UUGGCUCCCCUGCUUGACCCAUGUCUGCAACUUGAUGUUGUCAGACAUAGGGACACGAGUGGGGUGGGCAGUUGACACCAUUAUCCGUGGACGAGCGAUGGUGCGAUUUAUUAAAUCGCACGGCGCAGCUCUCGCCCUUUACAAGAAGAAGAGCCCGCGCGUUUCGGUUGUGCAGCUAGUUGAGACUCGCUUCGCAUCAGUUUUCAUGAUGUUGACUUGUCUCCUUGAGAGACGCGACUCACGAGAGGCGAUGUUGCAUGACAACGCCUGGGCGAGUAUCCCGUGGGAGCGGAGACUGCUACCCCAGGCGAGAUGGGUGCGUCUCCAGAUCCGAGAUGGCGAGUUCUGGCGCUAUGUUGAGUUCUUAAUUCUUGUGAUGAAGCCCAUCCAUCAGCUGCUGAGGCGGAUGGACAGAGGAGGGAUGAUGAUGUCCAUCGUCUACGAGUGGAGUCGUCAUCUCGUUCAACUUCUGACGAAGCUGGACGUUGUGCUGGUCGAUCUUCUGACCCCGUGCGUGCGAGAGGUCAGGAUGCGGCUCAUGCAUUUGUUGGAGCCCGCGCACGCUGCCGCUCAUCUCCCAAACCCUCGUCGUCGGUCUUUGAGGUACUAUGCGUCCCUCCACACCACGACGGAGGAUGCGGAGGUUGUACAUGAGUGUGAUUGUUUUCUCCUUGCACAGACUGGAGGUGAUCCCACCAGCAGGGAUUACCUCGUUGUUCGUGACCAGAUGCGUCAAUUCCAUGCGUGCAGUGGAGACUGGGGUGACAGGCUGGUGUCGGAUGCCGAGGCGGAGGGUUGCCAUGGGGAUCAGGAGACGCACCAUUGCGUGGUGUGGUGGUUUGCCCACGGCACUGCCCACCGAGAGUUACGUGCUAUCGCUAUCCGUGUGAUGCACAUGUGGACGUCAGCCUCUCCCGCGAAGAGGAAUUGGGCGGCCCACGAGCGCAUUCAGACAGCAAAGCGGAGCAACCUUGGCUUCGCCAAGUUGGCACAGCAGCAGGGUGGCGGCUAUGUGCUUCCGUGGGUCAUGGAUGGUGUCGACACCGAGAGAUGGCUGCCGGAUGAGGACGAGGAUGGCGGUGACCCUGAGCCUUACGUGUGGGGGGCUAGACCUAUUGGUACGUUCACCGACCGGGAGAUCAGGAGGCAGAUCGAUGUUUUUCACAAGGACGGCACAAGCCGUCCUCGAGAGGUUUCUGCCGUAUUCGGGGAUCGGGCGGCCACUCUGCUCCCUUUCGACCAUGUGCCUCCUCCUCCGUCCCGGGGAGCAGGAGAGGGUUCCGCGGCAGCCGCUGAGGACGGAGAGGACGAUUGGACGGACGCAGAGGAUGUGGAGGGGGGCACAGACAGGACGGCGGAGCAGGUGUACUUCACGUACGGGGGCGGGUCAGACGGGCAUGCUCCGCGGACGUCUGUCAUCACGGACGAUGUCGCCGGCGGGGCACAGGGUAGCGCCACUCGACACCCUCCAGCGGGUCGAGGUCGUGGCGCCGUUGCUCGCGACGUUCACCCCCACGCGAGGAGAGUUCUUGGGGUGGAGUCGAGUGACGAGGACGAGGGCGUGGCACCUCACGCUGACCGCCUGCGAGACCCUCGGUUCGAUCCGAGCCACCACUCCAGGGAGCAUUCAGAGCAGCUUCGUCGGUCACACAGGUUGGCAGAGCGUAGUGUUCCGACGUCCGAGCAACCUCAGGACAUACCGGUCGCAGAGGGGACACCGUCACACAGCGGCCCUGCUCAGGCUGCGACAUCCUCUCUGCGCACCAGCGAUUUCGAUAUCACGGGUUCGCAUGGGGGCUCACCUGUCUUACGAUGCAGAGUCCAUGACAGAGCGGAUUACAGUACGGAUGUGAGGGAGAGGGAGGAGACUGUUGAGGAGAGGGAUGCCCGCUUGGAUCGCGAGGAGGAGGCACGGUUACAGUGCAUGCCUCGAUGGGAGGGCAGAGAGGCGUAUGAGGCCGAGCAGCGGAGGCAGAGGGAGUUAGAGACGAUAGGAGCGGGUCCGCCAUCGAGCAUCAGACGUAUGCCGAUUUCUGACACGAUGCAGCCUCCCUCUGGGCCCUCUCAUGUUGUGGGUGGUGGUGCUGACACAUGCGGAUUGGACGCUAGAGACACAGUAGCGGAGAGCUUCGACGACGACGAGGAGUGUGUGGUCGCCGAGGCUAUCGUAGGCGACGUCGUGAUUGGCAUAUGCGUGGCUGGCAGAGAUGGAGGGACUCAUGGAGGGGAGGAGGGGAUGGUGGACGAGGGCAGUGUGACUUUGCCUCAGGAGGAGUUGGUGGACGAGGGGAGUGUUCCUUUGCCUCAGGAGGAGUUGGACGAGGGCGAUUUGGCUUUGCCUGAGGAGGAGUUGGUGGACGAGGGCCGUGUCCGUUUGGAGGGUAGUGUGCCUUUCGAGGCUUUCGUUGAUGGCGCGACAGAGGAUGACGAGGAGGGAGCAGCGGUCGACGCCGGCCACAGUGCCCCGUCCGUGCGAGAUGGCGUGACCGGAGGGCAUGUUGAGGAGGAGGGAGCAGCCAUCGACAUGUCCCUCGCGAUUAUUGUUAGACCCCCGUCGGUGCGAGAUGUCGAGAGAGGAGGGCAUAUUGACUCGGGCGGGCCGGGCUCUUUCUCUGCAGGUGGGCAGUUUGGGGAGAUGCCUCAGUGGGAUGGCGGGGAACCGGGGGAGUGCACUCCGACCCCAUUACAUCCGGAGCAGCUAGAGAGGUUGGGGACAGAGGACCCUUUCCCGUUCACCGGUGGUCAGCCCUCCCCUCCCCCGUGGGCUCCAGUGAGCCCUAGGUGGACCGGAUCAUCGCAAUCCGACAUCCACGAGCGGGAGUCUUUGGAGAGACAGGCGGCAGUGUUUUCAGGCGGGCCUGGCAGCAGCCAUGCGCAGCCACUGACGCGCCCUGUAUCUCGAGCAUCGCAGCAGGGAUGAGUACCGGCUGCAGGUCUUCCACCGAUUGGAGGUCGAGGCAGCGGGCGGGGAUCUUCUUCGAGUCAUCGAGGUGGCGUUUUA
Chara braunii is the source of this 3001-nucleotide messenger RNA. NCBI's taxonomy places the organism in Eukaryota, Viridiplantae, Streptophyta, Charophyceae, Charales, Characeae. The record is from the annotation of a GenBank genome assembly.